AGUUACAAAAGGUGUACGCGAACUAUUACAGGGCUCAAAAAAAUCAGCAAAAGUUGAAUACAGUCAUUGGUCGUCUCAGAAAGCAGUUAAUUCGUACUAAGCAAAAAGUACAAAGUUUGGAAACAUCUAAAAAUGUAACUGAAAAAGAAUUGGAGAAUUUAAAAGAUGCUGUAAAAGAGACAUAUGCAGAAUGCAAAAUACUUGCAGAAAAAAGGGCAUUAAAAAAAAUUGCACAUAAAUUUAAACAAAAGUUUGGAAAGAAUCUGCCGAAAAUUUUGGGUCUAAAAACUAAAAUAAGAUUUUGCAAUCGUAGAAGUAAUAAAAAUUACGGGACAUUAAAGGUUCGAGAAAACAUUGCGGCGUUCUAUCUGCGAGAUGACGUAUCUAGAUGUGCAGCUGGUCGUAGAGAGUGUAAAACAAGAAACAAACAGAAGAUGCAAAUAAGAUAUUUGCUGGACACCCUUUCGAACACUUAUCGUAUGUAUGUAGAAGAAGGCGGUAAAUUUGGUUUUACUACAUUUUAUCGCUGUAAACCAUUUUAUGUUAUAGCGCCCACUCGUGCAGCUAGAGAUACGUGCUUGUGCAUUAAACACAGUAAUUUCCAAUAUUUGUUUAACGCUUUGAAAUAUCGAUCAAUCAUCUCGUACAAAAAUAUUGACGAAGUUGUCAAAUUUUUUUCUUGUAAUAUUACUGCAUUUAACUGUAUGCACGGAUGCUGUGAGGUUUGCAAAAAUCCUCGCUUAGAAAUUGAUAUUCAUCAAGCUAAUGAUACUAUUAAGUGGCAUCAAUGGGUAAGAACUGAUCACAAAUACCAAAGAGGUAGUAAAGAAUGCGUUACCAAAAAAACAAUUAAGCAAGAACAGGUAGGUACUGUCGCUGAUUUAACAUCAUUAUUCAUAGAAAAAAUACCACUCUUUAAAAUACACUUUCACAACUGGAAAGAGCAGCAAAAACAGUAUCAAAAAUGUGUUAAUAAUCUUAAAAAUGGUGAGAUCGCAAUCUUAUGUGACUUUUCUGAGAACUACGAAUGUAAAUAUGCUAAUGAAGUUCAAUCAAUUCAUUUCGGUGCCUCAAAAAACACUAUUACUCUUCAUACUGGUGCAAUAUUUUUUACUGAUAAAUGUCAAACAUUUGCAACCGUUUCGGAUAAUAAUAACCAUGACCCUGGAGCUAUCUGGGCACAUUUAUUACCUGUUAUUAAAUAUGCAAAGGAAAACUACCCGGAAAUUUCUAUUAUUCAUUUUUUUUCAGAUGGACCUACAAGCCAAUAUAGACAAAAAAAAAACUUUUAUCUGCUCAAUUUAUUUACCUGUAAAUUAAAUCUUAAAUAUUCUACAUGGUCUUUCUCAGAAAGUGGCCAUGGUAAGGGCAUUGCUGAUGGCGUUGGUGGUAGUGUAAAACGCCAAUUAGAUAGAAGAGUCUCAUACGGCUGCGAUGUCACCAAUGCAACAGAUGCCUUUGAAGUGUUGUCUAACUCAAUGAAAACAGUUAAAUGUUUUUAUGUUAACGAUACUGACACAAAAAAUAUUUCUAAACUUAUUCCAACCAAUAUUGCAACCGUUCCUGGAACGAUGAAAUUGCACCAAAUUAUUUCAUCUUCCAAAAAUACUAUAAAGUAUAGAUUGCUUAGUUGUUUUUGCGGCGAUAAUGCAGGGUUAUGUUCCUGCUAUAACCCAAAAUUUCAUGAGUUUGUUCAGCCUAAUAAAACGGCACCAAAAGUAGACCAACCAAUUGUUAUAACUGUGCCAUCGUCAGAGGUGGAAUAUGAUUUACCUUCUCCAUCCAUAACCGAGCAAAUUGAUGUAACAACUUUAAAUUUUGAUAUUGAUACGAAUUUUAAUAUUGAGAAUAACAACUGUGAUCUUCCAGCAGUACAUAUCACAAGUCCUGUAUGUGAAAAAAAACGCGCUCGCGUUUUGUAUCCUGGAGACCCUCAACCACCUCUUAAAAGCAUAAGUGCGACCUCUCUUCUAUACAAUACGGGAUCUUUUAAUAAAUCUAAAAAUAAGGACCUUGAUACGAAUUUUAAUAUAGAGGGUAACAACUGUGAUCUUCCAUUAGUACAUAUCAUAAGUCCUAAACGUGAAAAAAAACGUGCUCGUGUUUUAUUUCCUGGUAACUCUCAACUACCUCCUAAAAAUAUAAGUGCGAGCUCUCUUCUAUAUAAUACGAAAUCUUUUAUUAAUAAAUCUAAAAAUAUUGGCCCUGCCUGUAAGUUGUGUCAAAUGGAAUUAAAGAGUAAAAUAAAGUGCAUGGUUUGCAAAUCUGAUAUAUGUCUGAAAUGCAGUGACUCAGUCUCUUUUGAUUACAUAUGUCCUCCUUGUCUUUGUGACUCAGAUUAAAGGUAAAUUUCACCUUCAACAUAAAAUUUUAUUGUUAUAAUUUAUUGUUAAAUUUUAUUAGUUUUUAGGGCGAAUUUAAUAAUCAAUCACUGAUUAGGAUGCCGUUAUUUUGCUAAAAUUGUGUUGUAUUAACAAAUGUGAUUGAUUUUGGAAAAGUUAAAAAAAUUAAACCAGUACAAGAAGUUAGAUUUUUUAGGUAAAAAUAAUCGUUAACGUUAACGUGACGAAGAUAAUUAUUUUACAUUAGUUUUUUACAGAAAAAAAAAUACUCGUAACGGCUAACUUAUAAUCAAUCAUUGAUUAGUAUGCCGUAAUUUUGCUAACAUUGUGUUGUAACUGACAACUGUGAUUGAUUUUGAGACUGAUUAAAAAAUAUAUUUGUAGAAGAAAGAAAAAUUUGUGUUUGUGAUCUCAGCUUUAUGUUCCUAUUAGUAACUAAGAAUUCCGAUUAGUAAUUGGUUGAAGUGAGACUUCUUUUAGAAAAUGUUAUUUUACUUUGUUAAUUAGUAAGAAUAUAAUUAAUAUAAGAACGAAAUGUUAUUAACAUAAUAAUGUUUUACCUGAAUUGCUAAGACAUUUAGUUUUAUACCUUACGGAUUUUUCAUAAGAGAGUAUUAAAAAUGUUGAUGAUGAUAAAAAUGUUACUUACCGGAAGUAAAUUCCUUAAUAAUUUGUAGAAUAAUACUGAUAAUGUUAUUUUUUUCUUGUAUUCUAAAUGAAAACAGUUACAUUAAUAGGUUUUUAAAUAAAAAUAUAUGGAAAACGUGUUUUAUUUAUUUAUUAUCAAUUCACAUUUUGAAGACGACUUGCGCCCCGAAUUGUCGAGAAAUGCUCAUUUUUUGACGAAAUUACUUUUUCAAUUACAGUAUAUUUAGUAUUUCCAGAAAGCUUAUUUUAAAAGCUAUUUAGAAAUGUAAAAAUAAAUCAGAUAAUCGAAUAUUUUUUUUUAGGCAUUCCGGUACAGUAACGGUCAUCUUUUUUG
This is a messenger RNA of Amyelois transitella, 3324 nucleotides long. RefSeq lists its product as uncharacterized. Bases 435 to 2342 code for a protein of 635 amino acids. Lineage: Eukaryota; Metazoa; Arthropoda; Insecta; Lepidoptera; Pyralidae. The transcript has 2 exons. The record is from RefSeq and is a predicted model, not a curated record.